Molecule: messenger RNA, 701 nt
Organism: Hippopotamus amphibius kiboko
Lineage: Eukaryota; Metazoa; Chordata; Mammalia; Artiodactyla; Hippopotamidae
Product: 60S ribosomal protein L9-like
Exons: 1
Coding region: 20-598 (192 amino acids)
Biological process (GO): cytoplasmic translation
Cellular component (GO): cytosolic large ribosomal subunit; ribosome
Molecular function (GO): structural constituent of ribosome; rRNA binding
Source: RefSeq, a predicted model, not a curated record
UGCCGCAUCUACUGCGAGAAUGAAGACCAUUCUCAGCAAUCAGACUGUCGACAUUCCAGAAAAUGUCGACAUUACUCUGAAGGGACGUACAGUUAUCGUGAAGGGCCCCAGAGGCACCCUGCGGAGGGAUUUCAAUCACAUCAAUGUAGAACUCAGUCUCCUUGGAAAGAAAAAGAAGAGGCUCCGGGUUGACAAAUGGUGGGGGAACAGAAAGGAACUGGCGACUGUUCGCACUAUCUGUAGUCAUGUACAGAACAUGAUCAAGGGUGUUACACUGGGCUUCCGUUACAAGAUGAGGUCUGUGUAUGCUCACUUCCCCAUCAACGUUGUUAUUCAGGAGAAUGGUUCCCUUGUUGAAAUCCGAAAUUUUUUGGGUGAAAAAUACAUCCGCAGGGUUCUGAUGAGGCCAGGCGUUGCCUGUUCAGUUUCUCAAGCCCAGAAAGAUGAGUUGAUUCUUGAAGGAAACGACAUUGAACUUGUGUCAAAUUCAGCUGCUUUAAUUCAGCAAGCCACAACAGUGAAAAACAAGGAUAUCAGAAAAUUUUUGGAUGGUAUCUAUGUUUCUGAAAAAGGAACUGUUCAGCAGGCUGAUGAAUAGGCUAUGAGUGAUCCAGCUACAGAAACCGCAAGAGGCCAGACUCAGUGAGGAUAUUUUAAAAAUGAAUAAACGCCCCUUUGACUUGGAAAAAAAAAAAAAAAAA